Molecule: messenger RNA, 576 nt
Organism: Enterobius vermicularis (human pinworm)
Lineage: Eukaryota; Metazoa; Nematoda; Chromadorea; Rhabditida; Oxyuridae
Source: the annotation of a GenBank genome assembly
AUGAAGCUGUUCCUGAUAUUUUUAGCACUAUUUUCAUUCUGCUUUGCGGAUGAAAAUGAUGCUAUUGGGUCUGCUCACAUUAUUGCAUCAAAAACAUCGCUGUCCCAAUACGCUGUAGAAGGGAUGGACUAUGUUAUGGAUUAUAGGUUAUACAAUGUUGGAGAUAAGAUUGCUCUAAAAGUAACAUUAGAUGACAGGGAUGCGUUCCCAACGCAAUCUUUUGAAAUCAUCCGUGGUUUGCUACAGGUACGAUGGGAAAGAAUUGCUCCAGGAGCGAAUGUUUCACAUGCUGUUGUAGUGAGGCCACGUUCCAUUGGUCUAUUUAAUUAUACAGCUGCUCAAAUAACCUACUACCCUUCAGAAGAUGCAAAGGAAGUUCGCGUUGGAUAUACCUCUGCCCCCGGAGAAGGCCAUAUCUACCGUAAAAAAGAUUAUGAUCGCCGAUUCUCGUCUAAAUUGGGUGUUUGGGCUGUUUUCCUGUUUCUGAUAGCUCCGUCUACUUUGGUUCCCUAUAUGUUGUGGUGCAAGAGCAAGCGAGUUUACGAGCAAGAAGUGCCUACUAAGAAGAAGCAAUAA